ACGCCACAGUAUGACGUGAAUUGGUAAGUAAACAAAACGCUCAGAUGCGGCAUAGAAAAGCAUUCUGUCCUUUGUCUUUGGUGACAAGCAGUAAAUUUGAGAGAAUCGUGUGAAUAGUUCAGCGGGUUCAGACCGUGAUCUUCCCAGAGUCAGGAAAGUCGUUGCUUGUGAGGACUGACUAUUGUCCUUUGUGCUUUUUUUCGGUGGCCUUUGGGGCCCAUGAAAUGCUGAAGUUUUCCUCAGAGUGUUUAGUCUUUCUGUACUGCCAGGCUUUUCUUUUUUUUUUUUUUUUUUUUAAGAUGUACAACUGUUAGGCAAUGACGCGUAGGAGGAACUUUGUAGAUAUACGUCCCUCAUGACCAACAUAAACCUUCCAUGUGAAAAACAAAACAGAGAUUCCAGAAAUGUUUGAAUCUUUGAAUUUAAAAGCUGGAAUGAAUCCAAAAAGAUUUUUUUUUUUUUUUUGGUACAGUGAAGGUAUAAACAACUUGUAUAGAAUUAAGUUAUGGUGCUGUUUCAGAGGAAACAAAAUUACUAAAAUGGACCCACAUCAUGUUUGAAAUGGGCCAUAAUUUGUUAUGCCAUGGUCUGUCUGAAUACUCGAUUCUGAUUGGCUGGCAGGUGUUGAUUAAAUUCGUUGAACUGUACAGGUAGUUCCAGGUCAGUUUUAUCACAUUCUAUAUUAAUGCGCUUCCUAUAAACAUUGGAAACCAUAGUAACAUACAGUUACAGUUGAAUAGUAAUACAAACGAAAAUAACCGUCAUUUUUAUCGUUACGGUCAAAUAUUGCAGCACAAAUAUUGUUAACAUCUUUAAUAUGUGAAUGCUGGCAAAUGACCAUGGCAUAAAUGGGAUAAUCAAUGGCUAGCUGUGCAUUAAACGAUUUGAAUGCACUUCGCUGCGCGUCGGGCAGUUCUUCACCUCCACAUUGUGCAUUCAAAUCAUUUAAUGCACGGCUAGCCGUUGAUUAUCCCUUACAUGUUUCCUUUCAAAAGUUUGGGGUUGGUUUCUAAUGUUUUUAAAAGUCUCUUAUGCUCACCAAUUCUGCAUUUAUUUGAUCAAAAAUACAGUUAAGACUGUAAUGUUAUGAAAUAUUUUUACAAUUAAAAAUAACUAUUUUUUUAUUUGAUGAUAUGUUAAAAUAUAAUUUAUUCCUGUAUGGCAUAGCUGAAUUUUUAGUAGCCAUUACUCCAGUCUUCAGUGUCACAUGAUCCUUAAGAAGUCAUUUUAAUAUGCUGAUUUGAUGCUCAAGAAACAUGUCUUCUUAUCAUCAUCGUCAUCAUCAUCAUAAUUCUGAUGAAUAGAAAGUUAAAAAGAGCAGCACUUAUUUUGUGUAACAUUAUAAAAGUGUUAGUAACAUUAUAAAGCAUUAUUGUCGCUGUUGAUCAAUUUAACGCAUCCUUGCUGGAUAAAAGUGUUAUUUUAUUUUAUUUAUUUAUUUAAAAAAAAAAAAAAAUCAUACAAACCCCAAACUUUUGAACUUUAGUAUAUGUAAUAAAAGUGAUAUAAUUGUCUAUCAUAUACAGUACACACACACACAAACAAAUAUAAAUUUUACAAAAAAAAAACCUCAUUCUCAAUUUCGUGCUCUACUGGAAAAAAUACCUGUUAUUAAAUGUAAAUAACCAGUUUUAGAUGGCAUUAUGAGUAAAUAAUGGCAAAAACAUUUUUUUGGCUGAUCUGUUCCUUCACAGUUGAUUUAAUCAAACGCUCCUAGUGUAAAUUCACCCGUUGAAACCAGAUGCAGCAUGUUUGAGCAUCAACGCCACACACUAGGUCAAUAAAAAUACCUCGUGCUCGUCCUAUUCCCAAUUCCUGCUCAUUAUCAUUAAACACACACCAGACAGACAUCCUCCUACAGCCUGACAGGAAAUGUAAGUGUCUCUACUGCCGAGAGUUUGCUGGAUAUCCGGAGCUAGAGAGACUUCGGUGGUGGUGCUGCCGCUGGUGUUGUGAAACAUGGCCAGCGUGCAGCACAACGCGAGCUAUUCUUAGCCUCGUUUUACGCGGUGUGUUUUUUUUCUCACGCCGUUCGGAUCUCCAGGUGUCUGGAUGAAAGUGGCAGGGGAUUUCGAAGGCAGAGUUUUGACUCCUCUCGGGGCCUCUUUGGAUGAACAAAGCGGCAGUCCGUCCAGAGGACCGUUAAAGAAUGGCUGUAGCUUUGAAGAUGACCUGUCCCUGGGAGCUGAGGCCAAUCACCUCCAGAAGAGCAGCACAAAAACAGCGGCCAAUGGCUAUGAAAUUGCAGCCGAGGCCAAAAGGUGCCAGUUCAAGCAGAAGGGCAGAAGUAUGAACUCCACAGGCUCUGGAAAGAGCAGCACCACCGUGUCCAGUGUGUCAGAACUUCUGGACCUGUAUGAGGAGGAUCCAGAGGAGAUCUUGUACAACCUCGGCUUUGGGCGUGAGGAGCCUGACAUCGCCUCAAAAAUCCCUUCUCGUUUCUUCAACUCCUCUUCUGGCGCCAAGGGCAUCGACAUCAAAGUUUACCUGGGAGCCCAGAUUCAGCGUAUGGAGCUGGAGAACCCAAACUACGCCCUGACAAGCCGGUUCCGUCAAACAGAAGUUCUGGCCACGGUGGCAAAUGUCUUCUCUGAGAUCUACUCCCAAGUGUCUGGAAGACCCAUGGAGAGAAUCGGCAGCGGCGACACAGAGACUAAAACCCCCUCUCCAUUAAAAAGGAAUAAUUCCGCUCUAAAUGCAGCCAAGAUUCUAAAACGGAGCAUUACGAAACAGAACCUGCUGGCCUCUGCCAUGGAAGGAGCAGCCAAACAGCUUUCAGCGUCUGACGCUGACAACGCAGAAGGUGCAAACUUUGACGUAUGGGAUCCCGAGCACAAACUACAGCAGAAAGGCUUUAGGAAAAAAGAUUCAUCUCUGGCCACAGUGACCGAGGAGGCCCAGCAAAGCAUCUCUGAGGCUUCAGUGAACGGAGACGUCCCAGAACCUUUGCCCAAGGACUCUACGUUAAUGAAUGGUGACCGCUCCACUGAGACGCCAGCUCUGGAUAAAGACAUGCCACUUUCCUCUGUCCAGGUGAGCAUCAGUCGGGUUUCUGACGAGAGUGACUUCAAAGACCUUGAGCGCCAGAAGACCAUCACUUCCAUCCCAGAUAAAGAACCGCCCAACCUGCUGCCCAACCCACACAUAGCCCACCUACUCAGCCAGCCCAGAGACUCGUUUGAAAUGGAGGAGUUGCAGAGUAAUGAUGAUGAAGCUCUUCCUGGUCCUGGUGGCAUGUCUGGAGAUGGCAGCGAGAGGUUAUUGAGGACUGCCAGCCAGCAGUCUGAUAGCAGUGGGUUUGCAGAGGACCCAUCCACAGACGGUUCGGGUAAUCACCUGAAGGUACAAGAAAGCUCAGAUAGCUGUGACAGCGAAACCACAGUGACAUCGCAUGCAGGAGAAGUCAGCACACCCAUAGCAUUGGAGUACCCCAACUUUGAGAGAUUGCAGAGUGAGGAAGUCCAUCCUCAGUCCAACAGAGGCACAUUUAGCCAGAGUGGAGCCAACCGAGAAGUCCCUGAGAUCACCAGCCUUCAGAUUCCUAAUUUAGACUCUGACAACAUUAGCACCGAUGGACCGCUCCUUUCUCCUGACUCUGAUAGGGCUUCCAUAGUUGAAUCCAAUUUCACUACAGUGCAAGAACCCACCACAGACCCUCCAGAAGUGGAUUCGAGUACAAUGGUAGAUCCUGCAACAGAUUCCAUCUUGGAUGUAGCUCAUGAAGGCAACAUAUCCCAGCCUGGUUUAGGCAUAGAUCUAGACUCCUCUGAGGAUUUACGUCCAUCCUCUGGGCCAGAUCUUCCAGAGCCAUCGGACCUUGAGCAAUGCCACUCUACUACUAAAAGGAGACAAAUGGCCCUCCAAACAGCCCAUCAGAGGUCAUCCUCUAUGGACGAGGAACGUCCCGGCCGAGUAUGGGUGAGGGACAGGAACAUGCUAAGGGAAAACUUGGAGAGGAAUCCUUUAAGAAGAUCUAGCUCCCUCCCAACAUCUCCGCUCAGCCCAGCUCGAGUGGUCACCUCCAUGCGAAUCCAACUCGGAAAGGGUUCGGUCAAGCACUGUACCCCACCCUCAUACUCAUACCGCUACGACGAAGAGAAUCGCAGUGACCGAGAAGAAGUGGAUUCCAUUAUGGAAGAAGAUGAAGUAGAUCAUGCUGGUGGCCAAUCUACUCUCUUAAAUUCUGCUCCAGCAGGUGGUUUAAAGACGGGCAGGGGAACGCCACCACACCUUCUCAGCGUACCCCAGCAUCUGACUCGCUCUUCCAGCUCGCUUUAUAGCGUCCCUGCAGACUGGCCUCAGAGGCCCUUGGGAGAAGGUCCAAACUGGAGCACAUGUAGCGUCCCAAACCUUAGUCAAUUUACAGGUCCGGCCCACCUUCCUCCUCCUCCUCAUGGGUCCUUCUACUCUCCACACCAAGGAGUGGCUUACAACUCCUCAUACCCUACCAGACUUCCCCACCACGCUCACUUCACUCAACCACAGAGCUCACCUUAUCCUCAACCUCUUCAGAGCAAUACAUUUACUCCACCACAGGGGGCGCCAAUUACACCCCAGCACAAUAUGCAUUAUCCUCAUCCUCACAGUGCGCCUUACAGUCCAUUCUACUCACCUUAUACCAUUCCUCAGGGAGCACCCUACGGUCCCUCGUUGAACAUGCACGGCAACCCAUAUCAACCUCACGUCCCUCUCGCGCAAUCCCACAGCGCCCCCUACAGUCUGGGCUACAACGGUUCUCCUCAUCACACUGGUGCCCCCUACAGUCAUCCAUACUAUCCAUCUUCCCCCUUCCCUUGCUCUUUUGACACACCUCCUGCCCCCGCACCUGCAAUGGGCAGCACAGAGAUGCAGCUCAGGAGGGUCCUGCAUGACAUUCGUGGGACAAUGCAGAAUCUUGGUCAGAGCUCAUCUGUGCAUGGAGGGGACACACCCAUUGACAGGAUCAGUACACUGCGCUCUGUCCAACCGCUUUAUGAGGAGCUCCAGAUGCGGCGCAGAAGUCUGAACGUCUUCCGGACUCAGAUGAUGGAUCUGGAGCUGGCUCUCAUGAGACAGCAGUCUAUGGUCUUCCAGCAUCUUAGUCCAGAUGAGAGGCGGGAGGCAGAGCAACUUCAAGCACUGCGGACUGCGGUCAGGCAGGAGCUGCAGGAGUUGGAGCUGCAGUUGGAAGAUCGCCUGCUGUCCCUGAAUGAACAGAUGCGCAGCAACUCGCAGCUCAGCAACCUAUAUCGUCACCACAUGGGCAUGCACAGAGGUCACAGCAUGGAAAGCCUGUCUAAUUCUUCAGCACUGCGGGCCAUGGAGCCGGUGACGGACCUCCUGAAGGAGCAAUUGUACCUUCAAUCCGAACUGGGAUAUGAGGCUAUCACACCCAGUUCAGGCCGCUCAUCGAGGGCGUCCAGCCCUGGAAGACUCAACCGAACGCUCGAGUCUCGCUCUUCUUCCCCGCAGAGAGGAAGCGUUUACCGGGCCACUCUUAAUCUCACACCCACCGUCCCUCCACGGCCUGGAAUGGAGGUUGCUCGGCCCGUUUCUCCAGAGAGGAUGGAGGAGAGCAUGACGCCUGCUUCCUUGGAGUUGAGUAGAGAUGAGGAUGAGAUGUCACUGGAUGGUCGCAGGAGCAGGGCGACAGAGGACUGUAGUCCCACAGAAUGGAGGAGCAGAAGUGGAGGGAAUGGUGACCUGCAACAUCUCAUACAGGAGAUUAAAGAAAGUAUCGCGCAUGAAAUCAGGCAGGAGAUAGUGAAUGAGCUUCUGGCUGCUGUGUCACCGCAUAGAUCUCCGCUCCCAGCCAGGAAGCCCCCUGUGUAAGCAUCAUAACAGAGGAUGGAGGUGAAGAAGAAGUAAAUCCUGUGAAAUAGUCACAACGAACACUGGUUAAAGCUUUGCACUGAGAACGGCCCAGCACCUCUCUCUGGUUCGGUCUGUGCAGCCCUUCCAGACUCGACUGCUUCUGGACUUUAGAGCUGCAGGGAAUCUGCUUAUGCAUUUGAGUCCAGAUUCCACAUUUGCAGUGGUUGAGAUCUUCCACUGUCCGAAUCCACAAAGGGCACGCAGCUUAUUGUGGUAUCCGUCUGGUACAUAUUACUGCAAUGUAAUGAAUCUUUUGGGAUGUAUUUAAGUAUGUGAUGCAGGUCUUGUUGGAUGUUUGUAGUGGUUGAAAAGAUUUGUGGGAGACUAUAAAGUUUUCUGUGUGAGUGUGUCUUUGUCUGUCUAGGACAAAAAUGUCUACUGUAAUCAGACUUGUUUUCUAAUUCAGCCUCUGUGAGGAACUAACUGUGCAAUACAUUUCACAUUUUUCUCUCAAACUUGAACUUACCAAUCACAACUACUGUUCUACUCAAAAUGCACACCGCUGUCUUCAUUUCCUGUUGAUAGUCUAUUACAUACUGUAUGUAUAGACACUUAAGCCUUCAAAGCACAUUCAUAAACAUACUGUUCUGUGAGAAGAAAAAGCACUAAAUACUCUUUAUAUAUAUGCACACAUAUUAGCACGCCCAUAAAUAUAUUUUUAUUCUUGCAAACAGCAGAGGAUAGUCUGUCAAAUCUUCUGAUGAGGAUUUAAAGUGUUCGACUUAAUAUUCCUCGGUGUGAAUGAGUUUUUUUUUUUUUUUUUGUCUAAGCUGUAAUGAACUGUAAUACUAAUUGAUUUAUGCGACAAAGGCGACAUGUUCUCUUUCCGCUUGGGAUGCAUGAGGGAUAAUCUUUAAUGCAAAUCAUUAAUAAAGAUUUAUUUAUUUUGUA
Onychostoma macrolepis is the source of this 6744-nucleotide messenger RNA. RefSeq names its product ITPR interacting domain containing 2 (gene itprid2). The transcript is spliced from 17 exons. The record is from RefSeq and is a predicted model, not a curated record. Lineage: Eukaryota; Metazoa; Chordata; Actinopteri; Cypriniformes; Cyprinidae. Bases 2053 to 5811 code for a protein of 1252 amino acids. Gene Ontology annotation, molecular function: signaling receptor binding.